This is a messenger RNA of Lactuca saligna, 986 nucleotides long. The record is from the annotation of a GenBank genome assembly. Lineage: Eukaryota; Viridiplantae; Streptophyta; Magnoliopsida; Asterales; Asteraceae.
AUGAUAGACAACAAUAGGAAAUUAAAGACAGAGAUAGGAUUUGUGGGGCAGAAGAAACAUCAUGGAAGCGGAGAAGAGGAAUGGGAAGAUAGCGUCGUGGAAGAGCUGAAGACGGAAGUGUGCAGGGAAACUGAAGAAGAUAACGAACGCUCGUCUGUUCUCCAUCGCAUCUGUUCAUCGCUGCUGCUGUUUGUCUACCGUGAAUCGCCACCCCUCCCCUGCUCGCAGCCGUUAGCCUUCUCUCCCCACCGGACGGAUAUCGUCGCAGCCACAGGUAGCUCAAAAAUGGCAGCAAGUUCUGUUUCCAAAUGUUUUCGUGUGGGUCAUUCUUUGUUGUCUUCCAGUAUCCAAAGAUCAUCAUUAUCACAAGAAGCCACCUGCAACAAUCUCUUAACUCAGCAAAUAAGGACAUUCAUACAGAUGAGGACGAAUCUGAAAGUUGUAGACAACUCAGGGGCAAAACGGGUAAUGUGCAUACAGGCUUUAAAGGGGAAGAAAGGGGCAAGAUUAGGGGACACGAUAGUUGCAUCAGUGAAGGAAGCACAACCAGGGGGGAAAGUGAAGAAAGGGCAGGUUGUUUAUGGUGUGGUUGUUAGGGCAGCUAUGCAAAAGGGAAGGUGUGAUGGAAGUGAAGUGAAGUUUGAUGAUAAUGCUGUUGUGCUUGUGAAUAAACAAGGUGAGCCUAUUGGGACACGUGUCUUUGGACCUGUCCCACAUGAGUUGAGGAAGAAAAAGCAUGUUAAGAUAUUGAGUCUUGCACAACAUAUUGCUUGAAGGUAUUGCUUUGUUUUUUUACAAGGUGAAAUGAAUAAGAUUUUGAAGAUUUUUGGAACCAAAAGUUGUUAUGGUAUUAUUAUGAUGUAAUCAGUGUAUUCUGUUUUUUGAAAAUGAUUCUUGUGUUUGUUAGCUCUUAAUUGUGACAUGUACCUUAAUUCUAGCUUCUAAACGCUUGAACACGAUUUAUUAAAAACAAAUUUAACAUUUCC